GUAGUGGUGCAGGGAGUGGAAGGGAGUCACUGCCCUCUGGACGUGCUUUAGAGACAGGCAAGCGGGGCUAACGGACACUGGAGUUGUGGGACACUACAGUCUUUUUAGCUAGAGCUAGAAUCUGGAUUUCCCCAGAUGGCCGUUUGUUGAGAGGACAAAUGCACAGGAAGAUGGGUUUGUGGAGGACCAUCAGAAGUAUCCAUGUUAAAAAAAAAAAAAAAAGAAGAAGAAGAAGAAGUAUCCAUGUUGAUGCCUUGUGUUUGAGAUGGUGUGUGAGGGGGUACGUGAUCCAGUGUAUUACACUGUAUUGGGUGAUAGAGUGUACUAAUGCAGUUUCGGGAGAAGUUCGAGGUGGCCAGGUCGCCUGCCCAUAGUUGGUGUUUAGAGCAGCACAGCAGGCUGAGAUCAGUUAGCGGAUGAAUGUAGGCAGAGAGGAAACUGGGCUCACAGACUGGAGCCCUUUAGUGCCAAGGGCCAGGGAGGUGAAGGGGUAGGAGGAAAAGCAGGUGGUAGUGGGGUCUGUUUGGAAGCCAAGAGGAAAAAGUAUGCGGAGACAGAAGUGAGCAUCAGCUGUCAGAUGCUGCUGUUAGGUCAAAUAAGGUGAGUGCUGAGAAUCUGUCAUGAGGUUUCAUGUCUGCGAGGAGCAAGCCGGACCGUAGUUUACUGUAGUUAAAGAGGUAAGGCUGGAUUUUAAUCAGUAAUAACUGUUGCAGUAAGGAUAAGAACUGCCUGAACUGAAUUCACCUUGGAUUUCUCCAGAGGUGACUGGGGGAAUAGGGAUGGGAAUAGGGAAGGCACUUAGUAGACUUAGGAAGUGAAAAAAUACAAAAGCCAGGGAAGGGGUGUUGGUCUGUGUGAAACCCAUGUGGGUUUGCUAACUGGCACUUGUCAAAGGUAGGCUCCUACUCUUCCACAGAGCUGUUCGAUGGGGCCCCAUCGUCGGGUGUCACAGCAUUGACUUUUUUCAGGCAGGCACUUUUUAAGGGUGCUAGGGGCAUCAUAGGGAUGGGGCCUUGAGAAACUGUAUUAGUGUUUUAUUCAAGUCUUUGAGGGCCAAGGUUGAGGACCGGUGGAGAGAGGAGCCUGGAUAGAGUUGGUUCAUGGAGACAGUCUUUGUCCUUAUGGUGUGGUUGGUGAUCUUGAGAACAGCUGAAGAGUGGCGGAAGCCUGGUGGAAGGGUGUAGGAGGGAACAGGAGGGAAGGGGUUAUGCAGUGCAGGUAGGUGGCUCUUGAGCAGGAGGAAACAGAAACAGGGUAAAGAGCAUGUGAGAUCAAGAGAGUGGGAAAUUUUUGGUUCAGUAGAAGGGAAGCUGGACCCGUGCAGGAGAGGAAUUGUUCAGUGAUGUGGCUGCGUAGGCAGGGCAUGGAACCCAACGCCAGAGUGGAGGGUUUGGCCUCCGUCAGAAAAUGACAGGAUCCAUUGUAACAGGAGAAAAGGGUGGAGGGGUAGAUGUGGGAGCUUGCAGAAGCUCCCUUCCAGUUGCUUUGAUUUCCUCUGUGAUCAGGAAUUAAGGUCCUGUGAGAGAAGGGAGAAGACCUUGGCAUUUUGAGAGGAGAGGCUUGUCCAGGUGAGUGGCUGGGGUGGAGAAAUGUGGUGGGACCACCGGUGAGGCUGAAGGAUUAUUGGACCCUGGGGUGCUGGGGUUGUUGAGCUGCAAAGAGGGGCUUGGUGAGUGAGAAAUUUGGAGCAUUUGUAGUAACUGGGCUUCAAGUUUGGCAUUUGGAGGAGGGAGAGGGGAGUGUAGGUACCAGGAGAGCAAAAUCCAGAGGCUAUUCUGUGUGGACAAGUCAGAAUGCAGACCAGUCUUGGAUCAGAAUGAACAAGAGCAAAGUCCCAGUCCCGGCACAGGAGCUGGGAUUCCGCUCCUGGAUUCCCCGGACAGAUUUCCUCGAGGGUUGUGGAUUGUGAGGGCGCACACCCUCCUCCAGGGGCCCUUCCUUGCAGCCUGCCUGACAGGACACAUCAGAGAUCCUGUGGAGUUUCUUUCCAGCCCUGGAGACCCAGCAGCCUCAGCCCAUUGGCGCUGACACUUCCUGACUAGUGACUGUAGCCAAGCCCAGAUGGAUGGCAAAACAGAAGAGAAAAGUUACCGAAGUGACAGAGAAAAAGAAGAAAAAACUGAAGAAGGCAUCGGCAAAAGAGAACCUGCUGGCACCUGAAGCCACGCCGGGGACCAAGCAAGUGCACCCCGAGGGAGACACAGUGUCAGGGACCAAGCAGGAGACAGCCCCCGAGCUGCCUGCGCUGACCCCAGAGGAGAAGAGGAUCCGGGACAGGAAGCUGAAGAAGGAGCGGAGGAAAGAGGAGAGGAGGCGGCUGCGGGAGUCGGGAGCAGCCCAGAGCCUGCCGGCCAAGCGCUCUGGAUCCCAGCUGGCCCUGGACUACCUCCGUGGCUGGGCCGAGAAGCAUGAGAACUGGAGAUUUCAGAAGACAAGGCAGACGUGGCUGCUGCUGCAUAUGUAUGACAGCGACCAGGUUCCUGAUGAGCUCUUCUCCACCCUGCUGGCCUACCUGGAGGGGCUCAGGGGCCGCGCCCGGGAGCUGACGGUGCAGAAGGCGGAAGCCCUGAUGCGGGAGCUGGACGAGGCCAGCAGCGCCGAACCCCUCCCGCAGGGGAAGACCCAGCGCAUCCGGCAGGUGCUGCAGCUGCUCUCCUAGGGGGUGGCCGGCAGGAUGCAGCCAGCCCCCAGCAGAAGGCCCCGAUGAGGAGCAGGUGCGGUACGCGCGGGCCCACCUGCCCUGGGGACUUACAGAUGCCGAGUCCCUGUGCCUGCUGGCACCUGACCCUUGCAGGGACUGACUCUGCCUGGCCAGACUGUUUAUAGACAAUGACGCGUUUUUGUGCUUUUACAGAACCUCACCUAGAGGUUUAUCCUGGCCUCCCAGUGGCCCUCAAGACUGCAGGGUGGUUGCUUGUUGAGAGAAAGGUCUAUUUUUCUACUCGGAAUGUCUUAGAAAUUGACCAGAGCCAGCCCAUCCCUCCAGCUGUCGUCCAUCCCCGCUGGGGGGGACGGGGGGAUCCCUCUGGUACCGGCCACCUGCGUCCGGGUCACCUGCCUGUGUUUCCCAGCAGGUCCGGGCCAUGCUUGCCCAUCUGUCACCUCCUUCUUGUGGCCUGCUGGGCCCUCACUGACCAGUCCCAGGGAAAACCUGGCUGCAUUUUCAAUAAAACUGGUCCGUGUCGGCCAUGGCCCUCA
Messenger RNA from Neogale vison (American mink), 3198 nucleotides. RefSeq names its product chromosome 14 C7orf50 homolog (gene CHLSN). The record is from RefSeq and is a predicted model, not a curated record. Lineage: Eukaryota; Metazoa; Chordata; Mammalia; Carnivora; Mustelidae. Bases 2066 to 2659 code for a protein of 197 amino acids. The transcript has 6 exons.